This is a messenger RNA of Cydia amplana, 852 nucleotides long. RefSeq names its product oocyte zinc finger protein XlCOF19-like. The transcript has 5 exons. Gene Ontology annotation, molecular function: DNA-binding transcription factor activity, RNA polymerase II-specific; RNA polymerase II cis-regulatory region sequence-specific DNA binding. NCBI's taxonomy places the organism in Eukaryota, Metazoa, Arthropoda, Insecta, Lepidoptera, Tortricidae. The record is from RefSeq and is a predicted model, not a curated record. The annotation marks the transcript as partial. Gene Ontology annotation, biological process: regulation of transcription by RNA polymerase II.
AUAGCGCGUCACACGGGGGAGUUACCCUGCGCUUGCCCGGUGUGCGACAAGCGCUUCCCGUCCGCGCGGCUGCUCGCCUCGCACGCGCUGGUCCACUCCGAUCUCAAGCCGCACGCGUGCCACUUCUGCGAGAGACAGUUCCGGCACGAGUCUACGCUGCGCACCCACCUCCGCACGCACACAGGAGAGAAGCCCUACGUGUGCUCCGUCUGCGGGAAGACUUUUAUACAGAACUCCAAUCUCACGCUACACAUGCGUACGCAUACUGGUGAGCGACCUUAUUCGUGUUCUGUGUGUUCGCGACGCUUCACUUCAGGCUCUUCACUAAAGACUCACGCUCGAACACACACCGGGGAAAAACCAUAUAGCUGCGAACUAUGCGGGAAGAGGUUCGCGCGGCUCGACGUGCGCGCGCACCUGCGCCUGCACGCGGGCGAGCGCCCGUUCGCGUGCUCCGCGUGCCCCAAGGCGUUCGUCAGCGCCGCGCGUCUGCGCGACCACACGCGGAUACACACAGGCGAGCGUCCAUACGAAUGCGCCAUGUGCCCACUAAAAUACCCGACCAAAUCCCACCUAGUAAAGCACCUAAAGACGCACGAGACCAAAAAGAAACCGAAAAACAAAGUGCUCAUAGUCCAACACAUCGAACAGUACGACAACUACGCGAAAGACAUCGGCGAGCAAGUGCCUUUGGAAGUGACGGGUGAAUUGGUGCUUCAAGAGAACGGGGAGAUUAAAACGGAGUUGUUGGUGGUGGAUGAGCGGAUCAGCGUGUACACGCGCGUGGACGGGUUCGUGGGCAGCGCGUUUGAGGAGCGCGUGGUGAUACACCCGAAGAUAACGGAUUUUUAA